AUGCGUAUCUAUCUGUUGAUCGUUUCCUGCCUGGUGGCGUUUGUAGUCGCCAGAGCUCCCCCGCCUUUUGUGGAGCCCUUGAUGGACUACCACGAAACGGUAGGAAUUCCUCUCGCAACGAGGAUUAAGGAGGCCGAGGAUGCGAUCAUGAUGGGGGCAGACAACGUGGUGAAUGAUGUAAGGAUUGUUGGUGGAGCCGUCGCGCCAGUCAACGCUCAUCCAUACUUGGCAGGUUUACUCAUCACUUUUGUGAACAGCCCGGGAACCUCUGCUUGUGGCUCGUCGCUUAUCUCCGCCAACAGACUGGUCACAGCAGGACACUGCUGGUAUCACUCACUGCAAGCCAGCCAGUUCGUCGUGGUACUCGGCUCUCAGUAUCUUUUCUACGGCGGCACUAGGAUUGCUACCUCUACAGUCUUCGUGCACCCCCAGUACUCUCCCAGCGCAUUAGUCAAUGACAUCGCUGUGAUCUACCUUCCAACAAACGUCUACUUCUCCCCGAGCAUUCGGCCCGUCUCGUUGCCCAGUAGCAACCAAUUAUGGGACUCAUUUACGGGCGCAUGGGCUGUCGCCGCUGGCUAUGGCAAAACAAAUGACCAGCAAGUUGGUGUAUCAGUUUCGUCUAUAGUCAGCCAUGUCAACUUACAAGUGAUCACGGUUCAGCAAUGCCAGGCAGUGUUCGGCUCUUGGGCUACAUCUGGCAACAUCUGUACGAACGGCGCCGGCGGAGUUGGCAUCUGUGGAGGAGACUCUGGCGGUCCUCUGGUUAUUAACCGAAACGGACAGAAUAUUUUAGUGGGCAUUAGUUCAUUCGUAGCAAACGCUGGCUGCGAGCUUGGUUAUCCAUCUGCUUUCACAAGAGUUACCAGUUUCUAUAAUUUCAUCACACAACAUAUGUGA
Molecule: messenger RNA, 900 nt
Organism: Parnassius mnemosyne (clouded apollo)
Lineage: Eukaryota; Metazoa; Arthropoda; Insecta; Lepidoptera; Papilionidae
Source: the annotation of a GenBank genome assembly